Messenger RNA from Nipponia nippon (crested ibis), 1536 nucleotides. It is a transcript of the gene KCNG4, whose product is annotated as potassium voltage-gated channel modifier subfamily G member 4. Gene Ontology annotation, molecular function: delayed rectifier potassium channel activity. Lineage: Eukaryota; Metazoa; Chordata; Aves; Pelecaniformes; Threskiornithidae. Gene Ontology annotation, cellular component: membrane; voltage-gated potassium channel complex. Gene Ontology annotation, biological process: potassium ion transmembrane transport; action potential; protein homooligomerization. The record is from RefSeq and is a predicted model, not a curated record.
AUGCCUAUUCUCUCCGGAGGCAGUGAUCAAGACUAUAGUAACAUUAGCUACACGUCUUGUAAUUCCUUGAGCCACUUCUUUCCUGUCUCCAUUGAAACCCCUUCUGUCAAAGGGGUCCAUUACCAAAGAGCCAGGAGAAUUUACCAUCCUGAUCAAGUCUCCGCAGUCGAUCUAAAGACAGAGAUCAUGAUAAAUGUUGGAGGCAUCAAGUACCUGCUACCUUGGAGUACUUUAGAUGAAUUUCCCCUGACCAGACUGAGCAAACUUAAGUUUUGCAGCAGCUAUGAAGAAAUAAUUCAGCUGUGUGACGAUUACGAUGAAGACACCCAGGAGUUCUUCUUUGACAGGAACCCCAAUGCUUUUGGGAUGAUUGUCAGCUUUCUAGCAGCAGGGAAGCUGAUGCUCUUAAGAGACAUGUGUGCCUUGUCUUUUCAGGAGGAGCUGAGGUACUGGGGGAUUGAGGAAUCCAACCUGGAGAACUGCUGCUUUCGAAAACUAUUCCAAAAACUGCAGGAGUUGGCCGAGGUACGCAAAGAAGAGGAGCUUCGGAGGAGCAAAGAAGCUACAUGUGUCUUGGAUGAGAAAACCAAAUUUGGACAGUUUAUGAACAGACUCAGAGAUAUGGUAGAAAAUCCCCAGUCAGGACUCCCGGGCAAAGUCUUUGCUUGUCUCUCCAUUCUCUUUGUGGCCACCACAGCUAUAAGCCUUUGUGUUAGCACAAUGCCAGACUUAAGAGCUGAAGAAGACAGGGGCGAGUGUUCUCAGAAGUGCUAUUACAUCUUCAUCAUAGAGACCAUCUGUGUGGCUUGGUUUUCCCUGGAGUUCUGCCUCCGAUUCAUUCAGGCAAGGAGCAAGUGUCAGUUCUUCAAAGGACCCCUAAAUAUCAUUGACUUCUUGGCUAUUUCCCCCUAUUACGUUUCCCUCAUCUUCUCAGAGGAUGACUCAAAUGAGGAGGAUGACAGGCCAAGCAGCAACACAUAUUUGGAGAAGGUUGGUUUGGUGCUACGGGUUUUACGUGCCUUGAGGAUCUUGUAUGUAAUGCGCCUUGCCCGACACUCCUUGGGCUUGCAGACUUUGGGCCUCACAGUUCGGAGAUGCACACGGGAAUUUGGCCUGCUUUUACUCUUCUUAUGCGUGGCUGUCACUCUGUUUUCUCCUUUGGUCUAUCUCGCCGAGAAUGAAUCUGGGAAGGUGCUUGAAUUUACAAGCAUACCCGCUUCUUACUGGUGGGCUAUCAUUUCAAUGACCACUGUGGGGUACGGAGAUAUGGUACCACGGAGCGUCCCAGGCCAGAUGGUGGCUCUGAGCAGCAUCCUCAGUGGGAUUCUCAUCAUGUCUUUUCCUGCAACAUCAAUAUUCCACACUUUUUCCCAUUCCUACUCAGAGUUGAGAAAAGAACAUGAACGAUUGCAGUCUCGGCUAAACAGAGUAAAAAAUGCCAACCACUCUGGUGAGAGCGACACCUUCAAUGAGACAGACAGCUUGAUCCUGGAGGAUCAAGCAUCACCAAUCAAAUACAUUUACACAGGGAACUAA